UCUUGCUACACAUACAUGCAGAGCAUGUGUUGGGCACACAAACGUUUGUUGACAUUCGUAGUUUCUAUGCAGCAGCAGUGGAGUGAGAUUUGAAAAAUUAAAUUGGAGAGCUAAAAAUAUUUUUUUUGUAAAACAUAUCCCUACAUUUGAUAAAUAAUAACCAGUAAGUACAUUCUGAAAUAUCUGCCAACGACAGACAUUUGAAAUAAUAUGAUUUCAUUGCAUUAAUUAGUGCCUAGGACGUGUGCAGUUUUUGGGUGCAACAAACGCGGCGAUCGUGACGGGGAAAAAUGGUUCCGCUUCCCCGCGGUGGAUAAGCGUAGCGCCAAGAGAAAAGAGUUGUCCGAAAAGCGCCAAAUUGCAUGGACAAAUGCAUUGAAGCGGAUUGAUUUGGUGCCAGAAAAAUGGCCAUCAACGGUGGUUUGCUCGCAGCAUUUCCUUUCAGGUCAAAGUGCUGAUCUUUUAGAUGAAAUGAAUCCUGAUUGGGUACCGAACCAGAAAUUAGGUUACAAAAAUCGGAUGACAUCUGCUGCUAAGGACAGAUUUGAGUGUUUGACUAGGCGGAGUGAAGUAAAGGAGGCUAUCCGAAAGACGUUGGAAACGAUUCCGGAGGAAGAUUUGCUGACGGCUCCAGGUCCGGUGGACAGAGAAACAGUGCUCGAAGAAGAAAUAAAAAAAUUGCAAUGUGAAAUAGAAAUUAUGAGAGAAAAGCACCACCCAUUUCUAUGCACUAGUUUCGAAGAUUUUAGUCAGAAUGAUGACAAAUGUAAAUAUUUUACAGGACUAAACUACAAUGUUUUUAAGUUUUUAUUUGGGUUUUUAGAACCUUAUUUCCCACAACCGACUGGUUCGUGUAAGAUAACGAAAUUUCAAAUUUUUAUUUUUACUUUAGCUAAGCUUAGGCUAGAUUUAGAUCUGACAUUAAUUGCGUACAUGAGUGGAGUUCACGUUAGUACUGUCUCUAGAUAUUUUCGUAAAUGUAUAUACGUCAUGUUUCAACGAAUGAAAGGGCUUGUCAGUUGGCCGUCUCGUGAAUCGGUACAAAAUUCGAUGCCAGAGUGUUUCAAGCGACAUUUCGGUAAUAAGGUCUCAGUCGUUAUAGAUUGCUUCGAGGUGCUCACUGAGAAGCCCAGUGACGUUUUACAAGCUGCUCAAAUGUGGUCUAAUUAUAAACAUUCACAUACUGUUAAAUACCUAAUCGGAAUCGCUCCUAAUGGAUCCAUUAUAUUCAUAUCAAAUGGAUUUGGUGGCCGAGCAAGUGAUAAAUUUAUCACUGAAAAAUCCGGUAUGUUAAGUAGAAUGCAAAAAGGAGAUUAUAUCAUGGCAGAUAGGGGAUUCCUAAUAAGAAAUCACGUUGAAAGUGCUGGAGUUGAAUUACUGUUACCUGCUUUUACUGUUGGUCAAGAUCAGUUGCACCCUCUUGAUAUUGAAAACACACGGAAAUUAGCAAAUGUUAGGAUUCAUGUAGAGCGAGUGAUUGCGCAGGUUCGGAAUAAGUAUAAGAUACUAUACAAGAACAAGUUUCCAAUAAGCACUCUGAAGAAUACUUCAAACUUUUGUGAAACUUCACUAGUGGAUCAAAUUGUGACAAAUUGUUGUUGUCUAGUUAACCUUUGCCCCUCUGUAGUCCCUGAAGAUUAAUCAUUGUACCGAAAUAAAUUACUACAUUUUAUUGAAUUUUUAUAUACAUUUAUUUGAGUUUAAUACAUACAUAAUACAUUGGCAGUCAAAAUAUUAUUUCGUAAUUUCCCUUUUUUCACAAUCUAUCUUUAAAAUACCCUCCUGUAUAGUAUUGGCCUAAAAGUUCAGGCAUAAUAACCAAUCUGAAGAAACUUUCGGCUUUUAUCAACUCUUUCUUCAAAAAUGUGUCGUCUCGGUCCACUCGCAGUAUGACCAAUUCCUUGUUUGUCCAAACAACAAAGUCGCAAAACUUAACAUUAAGUAUAUACAUCUGCAUUUGCACUUGAUAGAAGUACUGAUGAUUGUGGUUCAUUUUAUAUCCUGUUUCCGUAAUUUGAAUAGGACUAUCUGGCCUAGUCACAUAUUCUUUUAUUGUUUUACCGUCUCGCAGGCAAUGAGGGCACUUGAUUUCCACAGAAACCUCUCCACAACAAUCACAAACGGCGAUUGCAUCCGGUGAUGCUCCGAAAAAUGGUUUUUUCUCAACUAAGUGUAGACCAGAAGAAGAAUAAUGGAAAUUUAAAUGUUCAGCUGCCAUUUUUGAACCAUAUGUCUUUAACGCAUCCUUCUCAUGGGUACAUCCAUAUCUCGUCGCAGGUGUUGAAAAACGAUAAUCUUCGGGAUAGCAAAUUUUUCUAAUUAGGUGCAUUGAAGGAUUAUCAAUCGGCGUUCUUGUGGUUGCUUUAAAUGUAGAUGCAGUUAUUUUUCCAACGCGAAAUUUUUCCCAGAACCAACUUGAACUUUGUGAAACUCGUGCUAUUUUACGAACAAGGGGUCUUGUAUAACGCAUAUUCCUCAAUUUACUAUUCCCUAUUUCGCGAAGCUCGUUGAGCGACUUUCCUCUUAAAUUUGGAUCAAAAAAUUGGCAGAAAAGGAUUUUUAACAUAUUCGGAUAAAGAUCAAUGUCACAAAGGCUCGAGUUCACAUUCGAAUGCUUUCUUGUAUUUUCCAUAAAUUGGCCAACUGAUGGAUUUUCUCCGUUAUCGAUCAAUUUACGUAUAAAUACAUUCAACUCUUUCGCAGGGCAUUCGGGUAUCUGGAAAUCAUAUCUGGAAACUGGUUGAUCUUUCUGGCUGAAUAUGUCUUUAAUUUCGCCACAAUUAACCGCUUUUUUCGGUGGAACCAACCACCGAUUAAGUAUAUCUGUACACGAAGGUUCAUUUUCAUUUACUUCUUUACGGGACCAGCACUCGAGAGCAAAAAGCACAGAGCCUACAUGAGAACACACUUCACCUAAUCCUGCCAUACAAUUGCAAUGUGCAGUUUGAACUGUUCCUGUGGGAUCUACCGACACCCAGGUAGAUGUAGGCUUUAGGUUAAAUUUUUGGGAAUGCUUCACCUGCAACAUCGUAUAGUGAGUAAUUUUCUUUACUGAGAAUAUACAAAACUUACCUGAGCAAACACAAUACAAAAACCAGAAUCGACGUAUCUGGAACCUAAAAAUUGUACCCAUCCCGCCUUGAAAUUUUUGUAUGCGUCCAAGCUCUUGAAGGCCUUAAAGCAUUUCCGGGUAUACGGACUUUCGCGAUUUACAAGAUAUUCCACUAGGUCGUAAUAAGUCACAUUUUUUGGUAAGGCACUUUUUGAAUAUUCAUGCUGCAUCCAUUGAUACGGGUCGUAACCAAAACAGAAUUUUUUAAUUUUUUCUGCGUAUCUGGCUUUUACGCUAAAAUUAAAUAUUUGAAUACACAUAUCUUAGCAUGAUGUAAAUAUAGAGUGAUGCGUAAUUUUUGUUUCUGUUACGCUAAAAUAAUUAUUUAAACAAAACUUACUCUUGUCGAUCCAUGUUAAUCAUAUGCAGCUGUCACUUUUGCCUGCCCAACAGACUACUAAUACAUAUGCACGCUGCAAGCGCCCU
Molecule: messenger RNA, 3538 nt
Organism: Toxorhynchites rutilus septentrionalis
Lineage: Eukaryota; Metazoa; Arthropoda; Insecta; Diptera; Culicidae
Exons: 2
Coding region: 472-1641 (389 amino acids)
Source: RefSeq, a predicted model, not a curated record